CUGACUCCUUUCCACCAACCAUGUUCCUCCCCGCGGCCGCGCUUCUCUCUUGUGCGCUUGUUCUGAGCGUGGACCCAGGUCGCGGAGCAGAGAUCAUCGGAGGGGCGGAGGUGCAGCCCCACUCGCUCCCCUACAUGGCCCACCUGAAGGGUGACAAGGGCUCCUGCGGCGGGACGCUGAUCCACCCCAAAUGGGUUCUGACCGCGGCUCAUUGUGUUGGAAUGACUCAUGUGGUGUUGGGGUCUCACUCCGUCACCAACCAUGAGGAGGAGCAGCAUGUGAGGCAGUACCGGAACGUGUCCCGCUGGGUCCCCCACCCCAGCUACUACGUUUUCAUAAAUGACCUUAUGCUGCUGGAGCUGGACCGACCCGUGUUGAAGACCAAGACGGUGAAGUGGCUGAAAGUGGCUGAAGAGGUGGAGAAGCCGGGGACCUGCACCCAGUGCAUGGUUGCCGGGUGGGGAAUGACCUGCGACGACGCUAUGCAGGGCUCCAACGUGCUGAGGCACACCACAGUCACCGUCUUCAACAGGGAAACCUGCAACUCUGCAGAGUUCUACAACAACAGACCUCGGAUCCCCACCGGCAUGAUCUGCGCCGGCUCGCUGCCGGGGGACAUCCAGCAGAGUCCCUGGAAGAGCGACUCCGGCGGGCCGCUGGUGUGCGGUGGUGCGGUGGUGGGAGUGGUCUCGUUUGGGAUGCCAGACAAACCGGUGGUGUUCAACUUCCUCUCCAUAAAGCGCGUCGAGUGGAUCCGGAAGACUAUCAGCAACAGCUGAACCUUCAGUGUUAAUAAAUUCACCCGUUAGAGCAUCAGUCACUCUGUUCGUCUGUCACAGUUGUGUUGGAGUCAAGAUUUCACCUUGCUCUGACGCGGAGGGUGAAGGUCACAGCAGAGGCAUUCAGUUGGGGUGAUGUUGAAUGUUGCUGCCAUGUUUUUUUUUUUUAACUGUGGUAUCAAAACAGAACAGAACUUUUAAGAUACCUAAUGUCCCUCAAGGAAAAAUUUGCAAUUUGGUCUGCAACUUUCCCACCAUUUCCAUCCAUUAUUUAUCAUAUCAUCAUUAUCAUAUUCCCUCCCUCCCUCCCUCCUUGUUGAGAUGAAGUCAUGAUG
Messenger RNA from Synchiropus splendidus (mandarinfish), 1114 nucleotides. RefSeq names its product granzyme A-like. The coding region runs from base 21 to 779 and encodes 252 amino acids. Gene Ontology annotation, biological process: proteolysis. NCBI's taxonomy places the organism in Eukaryota, Metazoa, Chordata, Actinopteri, Syngnathiformes, Callionymidae. Gene Ontology annotation, molecular function: serine-type endopeptidase activity. The record is from RefSeq and is a predicted model, not a curated record. The transcript has 5 exons.